GAUAUUGUACCUUCCGGAACAGGAGGUAAACUCUUCCGAUUCACAGGGAGCAUCAAGAUGUCUCCGACUCUGCUGAACUUUGUUGAAGCUAAGGAUAAAUUUACGGCUGCAAUUACAAGUGCAUUGGACAUUAAAAACAGCAAACCAUUAAUACAUGCGUUCAGUCAUCUUCCUGGAAAUGAAGCAGAGAAGAAAAGCACACUCGACCAAGCCUUACGAGGAUUCCUUGAGAUGGAGAUUGUGAAGCAGGCCAACUCUGAUGUUUCCCUUGCUCUUAUUUACAUCAGUAUUGAUGGGGUCACUGAAGGAGUCUGCUCGGCAACCACACCUUUCCUGUUGUUAGGCGAUGUGCUUGACUGUCUCCCGCUCGACCAAUGUGACAAAAUAUUUUCUUUCGUGGAGAAAAAUGUCUCCACAUGGAAGUCGAAUUCUUUUUACUCUGCUGGGAAGAACUACUUGCUAAGAAUGUGUAACGAUCUUCUGCGAAGGCUGUCCAAGUCUCAGAACACGGUCUUCUGUGGUCGAAUCCAGCUCUUCCUAGCAAGACUAUUUCCUCUUUCUGAGAAAUCAGGUCUGAACCUGCAGAGUCAAUUUAAUCUUGAAAACAUCACUGUUUUUAAUAAGAAUGAACAGGAGAGCACACUUGGCCAACGACACUCGGAGGAAAAGGAGGAUGGCAUGGACGUUGAGGAGGGCGAGAUGGGUGAUGAGGAUGAGCCAGCGCCAUGUUCCAUUCCCAUUGAUUACAACCUCUACAGAAAAUUCUGGACUAUCCAGGACUACUUCCGAAACCCUGUCCAGUGCUACGACAAGUUCUCAUGGAUGACGUUCCUCAAGUAUUCUGACGAGACACUAGCAGUGUUCAAAAGCUAUAAACUGGACGACACUCAGGCAUCAAAGCGCAAGCUGAAUGAGUUGAGGACACCUGGGGGCGAGCAUGUCUACUUUGCCAAAUUCCUCACCAGCGAGAAGCUGAUGGAUCUUCAGCUCAGCGACUGCAACUUCAGGCGGCAUAUCCUCCUGCAGUACCUCAUCCUGUUUCAGUACCUCAAGGGCCAGGUCAAAUUCAAAAGCUCCAGCUGUGUUUUGAAUGACGAUCAGUGUUCAUGGAUGGAGGAGACCACUAAACUUGUCUAUCAGUUGCUCAGAGAAACUCCUCCUGAUGGAGGGAAGUUCGCUGCUAUGGUUGAGCACAUUCUGAAUAAGGAAGAGAACUGGAAUGGAUGGAAAAAUGAGGGAUGUCCCAGCUUUGUGAAAGAAAGACCGGCAGAGACCAAACCCACACGCCCCACUAGAAAGAGACCAGCUCCAAAGGACUUUCUGGGCAAGGGCCCUGACCGAAAGGUCUUUAUGGGAAAUGAUGAACUUACACGAUUAUGGAACCUCAGUCAUGACAACAUGGACGCAUGCAAGUCAGAUAAUCGAGAGUUCAUGCCAUCCCUGGAAGAAUUUUUCGAAGAGGCCAUUGAACAAGCAGAACCGUCCAACAUGGUGGAAGAGGAAUACAAAGUUGUGCGAAACUCAAAUUACGGCUGGCGUGCUCUGCGGCUGCUGUCCAGAAGGAGUCCACACUUUUUCCAACCGACCAACCAACAGUUCAAGAAUCUGGCAGACUAUUUAGAGAACAUGGUCAUCAAAUUGGCCAAAGAGCUUCCGAAGGACCUCCCGUCUGAGGAAAUCAAGACCGGCGAGGAAGACGAUGAGGAUAAUGGCGACAACCUUCUCAAAGAAAGCAAUGACAGCCCAGACUUGCAGAAUAAGAUGGUGUCCAAUGAGCAGAUGGAUGAGGUGGCCGCAAAGCUGGGGGGCCAGUGGAAGACCCUGGCAGAGCACCUGGAAGUGAAGGCGGUGGAUUUGCGCGAGAUUGAGGCAGACAACGAAGAUGCGGAGAUGCAGGCCAAGAUGCUCUUGGUGGCGUGGCAGGACCGUGUGGGUGGCCAGGCCACCGUGGAGAACCUCGUCACAGCGCUCAACACUGCUGGCUUCUCCAAAAUCGCAGAGAUUCUCAAUGAAACAUAGCAUAGCUGCCCAUCCACCCCCCCUUUUUUAUUUUAUUGAAUUACCUCCAUUUAAAUAGCUUUGUCUUUAUGGAUUAUGCUGUGUCAAGGCAUUUAAUUGUUUCAUGAAAUGUUUUGUAAAAUGUCAACUUUAGAUGUUUCUUUUUUUGAAAUAAAUGUUCACAUGAAAACGG
Messenger RNA from Clupea harengus (Atlantic herring), 2191 nucleotides. It is a transcript of the gene thoc1, whose product is annotated as THO complex 1. Gene Ontology annotation, biological process: mRNA export from nucleus; signal transduction. Lineage: Eukaryota; Metazoa; Chordata; Actinopteri; Clupeiformes; Clupeidae. The record is from RefSeq and is a predicted model, not a curated record. Gene Ontology annotation, cellular component: THO complex part of transcription export complex. Gene Ontology annotation, molecular function: protein binding.